This is a messenger RNA of Culicoides brevitarsis, 1111 nucleotides long. RefSeq lists its product as uncharacterized. NCBI's taxonomy places the organism in Eukaryota, Metazoa, Arthropoda, Insecta, Diptera, Ceratopogonidae. The transcript is spliced from 4 exons. Bases 111 to 419 code for a protein of 102 amino acids. The record is from RefSeq and is a predicted model, not a curated record.
UACAACGACCAGUGAAGAAGAAGAAAAGUGAGGAAAAAAAAUUUUAUUAAAAAAAUAAUAAAAUUUUAAUAAUUUUUAAGGGAGUGAAGAACGAAAGAAAAACAUUAAAAAUGAAAUUAUUGUUAGCAAGUGCUCUCUGCUUCUUAUUUGCAAUUUCCUUUGCAACGCCUUUCGUGGCAGCAGCCAGUCAGGAAAUUGACGUGGAUGAUCUCAUCAAUAAAUUGCAACAAUGGAGACAAAAUUACAAUGAAGGAUAUGAGCCUGACAUGGCACCGCCAUACCUGCAGCGAUACCAACGAGCCAACAGUCAAUAUCAGCCGCUGCCGUAUCGACGAUACUUCUUUGGCGAACGUUCGCAUCGCAGUUUGGACUCUCUCGGAGGUGGAAAUUUAUUGAAACGUUCUCUGCCAACACAGUAAAAAUAACAUGCAAAGGAUAACAGAACAAGAAGAAAAAAUGAGGAUUCACUUCUAACACAAAUAUUAUUAAACACACAAACGUGUGCUUCUUAUUUUCGUUUUUAUCUCUCCUUCUACUUGAAAGUUCUCCACGAAUUACGUCAUGAAUAAAUGAGGGAACCAAAUCACAGAAAAAAGCACUUUAUUCUAAACUAAAUUACUGCACAAUCGUUCAAUGACCGUCGUCGAGCUAAUAUCAGACUACAUCAUUAAUAAAAUUAAAAAUAACAAAAAACAACACGAAAAACAUACAAAUUCAAUUAUUUUUCCAUUCUUUCCUCCAAUUUUUUCACGACCACACAUAAAAACCCUUUAUUUUUUGCAGCACUUCAUAAAAAUAAUUAAUUAAACACAAAAAAGCACAAAAAUAUUAAUUUAUCAUAAACAACGCAUAAAUUAAUCAUCUUAUCCCUGACCAUGUAUUUACAUUUAUAUUAUUAAUAAUUAAAUUUGGAUCAAUGUCAAACUUGCGUAAGAUGACUUUGACUUAAUAAUCCCUAACGAGAAAAAAGUUCAAUUAAAAAUAAUUAUUAUAUUUUUUUGGGAGCAUCAACAAGAAUUUACAAUCAUCGUGUAACAAUUAUAUCCCAAAAAAAGUGUCAAAUUAUUGUAAUAUGUAUAUAUUUAUUGAAAAUGUGACAAAUGUUAACACA